AUACUGUAGCUCAUAUGGCUGCUAGAUGGAACACGGAUACUAGUAGUGAAUGUAAUUGUUCGGAUUCUAUUCCCCAAAGUUUGUUAACUUUGGCGGAACUUGAUUUAAUAAAUUGAUUCCCCGUGUUUGUCUUCAAAAAAAAAUUAUGCACUUUUGGGAAUUGUAUAUUCAUAUUUAAUCAAAAAUUAAUUAGGAACACGGAGGAAGUAGUUAUUUUCUUUCAAUAUAUGUUUAAAAAUUUAUAAUUCAAUUCUUAUUUUAAAAUCGUGCAUCGCAAGGAAUCACCUAAUGAAAAAACAACGUUAACCACUACUCUAAAACUCUAAAAGUCAAAGUAAUUGUAACCAGUUUCGAAUCUGUCAAGUUCAACUUAAAAAAAAAAAAAAAAAAAAAAAAAAAACAACCGAGAAAUGAGGCGAACCUCAGUAACAACAAUCACUCUCCACCUCCAAUCACCAACAGGUCCAACACCCACACUCAUGACUUUCAACAUUUCACCAUUUAUUACCGUCAUCAUUAACGGUAACCGUAAGAAACCGUAACGGUUACAUUCCCACCCCUCCCACCGUUACACUUACAUUUACCCUUAAAAGAAAAACGGAUUUCCAAUUUUCCUCACCCCAAAACUAACGUCGUCUCACGUCGUCACAUUCCCAUCCCCACCUUUACUUUUUUUUCUCUCUAAAAAAUUCCUUUCUCUCUCUAAAAAUGGCCGACGAUUUCUCUCUCCUCACCGCCGCCGCCGACGACCACCACAACCAACACCAGUUCAACUCCCAUCACCAUUAUUUACACCCCAAAUUACCCUCCACCACCUCCGCUGCCGCAUCGGAGGUCUCAAACGACGUCGUUAAGAUCUCCGGCGCCGAUGGAACCUCCGACAACGGCGUCGUUUACGAGGUCACGUAUGAACCGUCGGAGUUCGACCCGGUUCCGGAUCUUGAGUCGGAUCCGAAUCCGACGAUUAAUAUUAUGACCGAUUCAACGGAGAAGAGGAAGGAAAUUGAUAGAGAUGACGUCAGCGAAGGGAGUUAUAAGAAAUCGAAGUUGGCGGUGAUCGCCGGCGCCGGAGGAGGAGGGAUUUCCGGCGCCGGCGAGUACAGGAAAGAUCGAGAAGAGUGGAGUGAUACGGCGAUAGAGUGUUUGUUAGAUGCGUAUACGGAGAAGUAUACGCAGCUGAAUAGGGGGAAUUUGAGGGGGAGAGAUUGGGAGGAAGUGGCGGUGAUUGUGAGUGAGAGGUGUGAGAAUCAGCAUAAGAGUGUUGAGCAGUGUAAGAAUAAAGUCGAUAAUUUGAAGAAGAGGUAUAAGUUGGAGAGGCAUAGGAUGAGUAGUGCCGGUGUCGCGGUUAGUCAUUGGCCGUGGUUUAAAAAGAUGGAGGCCAUUGUGGGGAAUUCGGUUUCUUCUAAGUCGGUUUCGGAUGAUGAUAAGGUUAGCGGCUCUAGUGGGAGUGCUACUAGGCAGCCGAAGAGAUAUUCCGUGGGAACACCAGGCUCGCUUGGUCAGGUCAAUAACAUGAAGUCAAAAUCAAUACCUAACUUAAAAUGGCAAAGAGUUGUUUUUAAGAUCAGUGGUGCUGCUUUAGUUGGCAAUGGUCCUCAUAACAUUGACCCUAAGGUAGUAAUGCUAAUUGCUAGGGAGGUUACAGUGGCUUGUCGCCUUGGAGUUCAGGUAGCAAUUGUUAUUGGUGGGCGUAACUUUUUCUGCGGGGAUACCUGGAUAACUGCGACCGGUGCUGACAGAUCUACCACAUAUCAUAUUGGUAUGAUGGCAACUGUGAUGAACUCAGUGUUGCUCCAGUCAGCCUUAGAGAAGAUGGGUGUUCAGACACGUUUACAAACUGCUUUUGCAAUGUCAGAGGUGGGUGAGCCAUACAAUAGACAAAAGGCAAUCAGACAUCUAGAAAAAGGCAGAGUGGUGAUCUUUGGUGGAGUUGGUGGUGGUUCAGGAAAUCCUCUCUUUUCAACUGAUACAACAGCAGCUCUACGAGCAACUGACCUUAAUGCCCAGGCAGUUCUCAAAGGCACCAAUGUUGAUGUUGUUUAUGACUGUAAUUCAAGUGGCGUUACAUUUGAGCACAUAUCCUUCAGAGAAGCUGCUUCCCGAGGCCCCUCAUCUAUGGACAUGAUGGCAAUGACAUUCUGUGAAGAGAAUGCUAUUCCUGACAUAAUAUCGAAAAGAUGGUUGGAUACUUUGGGUGUUGGUAUUGAGAAUUUGACAAGUUUGGAGCUCUGGGGUUGUUUUCUUUGAUUCACAACUGCUGGUGGAUGAUGAUCAUCUGACUGAUGUUGUGGGGGUGAUGACUGAAGCGAGAAAGGAUGGGGAAGUUUGGAAAGGAUAGAGAAAAACAACCAAGGGAGGUUUAAUUCCAAACAAAUGGUUUUAAUGUUGUCACAGUAUAUUUCGAUCUCAGCAAUUAUAAGUAAUGUGUUUGUUCUUUUGUGGAACAGUAGUAGCUCUCGAUAUUUCAUUGAAUUGUCAGGGAAGCUUGAUGUGACUAAGGUUAACCUCAUGAUUCAAAGAAAAUUAGUUGUUUCAUAUUCAUCUCUUGAAAGUAUAGCACAUAUAAGAAUCAUAUAAGAAAACAUUCUUUUCUGCUACACAUGCGGAGCUUUUGCCACAUUUUUGUGCUUACAUCUUCCACUCGAUCUGUCUAUUUUGUUAUCCUAAUAUAAUGUGAAUUGGCUAGUCCGUGACCAUAAACAAAUUGUGUUGUUCUGUGCAGUUGUGAUUUUCAACUUUCUUGAACCUGGUAACAUAUCAAGGGCCCUUUGUGGUGAACAAAUUGGUACAUUAAUUGAUCAGACGGGAAUGAUUAGCUAACAUCUAUAACAUAUGUAUUUUUCC
Chenopodium quinoa (quinoa) is the source of this 2844-nucleotide messenger RNA. RefSeq lists its product as uncharacterized. Gene Ontology annotation, cellular component: cytoplasm. The transcript has 7 exons. The record is from RefSeq and is a predicted model, not a curated record. Gene Ontology annotation, biological process: UDP biosynthetic process. Bases 709 to 2247 code for a protein of 512 amino acids. Lineage: Eukaryota; Viridiplantae; Streptophyta; Magnoliopsida; Caryophyllales; Amaranthaceae. Gene Ontology annotation, molecular function: UMP kinase activity.